This is a messenger RNA of Tilletiaria anomala UBC 951, 2350 nucleotides long. RefSeq lists its product as uncharacterized. The transcript is spliced from 8 exons. Bases 219 to 1928 code for a protein of 569 amino acids. Lineage: Eukaryota; Fungi; Basidiomycota; Exobasidiomycetes; Georgefischeriales; Tilletiariaceae. The record is from RefSeq and is a predicted model, not a curated record.
GUGCCGGUCUGGGGGAGGUGGCAGUUCUGCUAACGGCAGUUUGAUACAACGUAGAUAUUCACGAAGGUGAGGUCCCCGUGAUGCAAUGCAGAGAAGGUGCCGAGUUAUGCUCUUAAGGCGGCGGAGGAAGAGUACAAAGAGUGUGAGGGUCAUCGAGUCCUUCGGACCGCUCCUGAUUUUGUCCACCACCGUCACAAUCACCACGCCCCGAUCAAAGCAUGACAUCCCUCAAUAGACUUACCAGCGCGGCGUUGCUAGAGACUCCCGUCAAAGUCUUGAGGACAGCCUCAGCACCUCACCAUGAAGUGCUAGGAACCUAUAUCUGUGAUCACAAUGGCCAUGUACAGGAGUCUUUCGGCCGCUUGGCACCCACGGCCGCUGCCCAAAUCUGCCUCAAUCGAGGUGUCCGUUUGUCGUUUGAGCCACAUUCCCUUCCAUCGUACGCCAACAUUCUGACCAACUGGGGCUUCAAUGCCUACUUCGAUAAGUUUGACGACGGCAACAUCGCGGAGCUGUUGACUCUUUUUCCGUGUUCCAAUGUGGUUUUCCUGCCUCUUGGACCCACUCAACCCGCUAUGCAGUCGGUGUGCCUGCUAGAGAUGAGCGUCGGCGAUCGCAUCAUUGGCGUUGCCAUUACUCAGGCUGACUACCUCGGAGAAGCCCUCAGCAUAAGCACCAAUCACGUGCCAUGGCGCUGUCUCCAUCCUCGGGCUGACGUGCGUCUAUGUGCCUUAUUCACCCUACAAGGAGCGACCAAAUCUCUCAGCAACGGGCCGCCGCUUCUCAGAUCGGCGAUCGACGUCGACAGUAUAGUGGAGCAGGUUGUAGUCAACUUCGAACAAUCCUUGAAGCACACCCCUGCCGUUGAUCACUGGGACGACUUCUCGGACAGUCAUGAUACUGCCGGCGUGGGCGCUCUCCAAGGCAGGCGCAGAUUCGCAGCAACAGUCCGCAAUUUCGUCGUGAAGGGACAGCCCAUCCCCUUCGUACUUCCUGCUUUCCCUUGUAAGAGCAGCAACAAGGACAAGAUUAGCGGCCAUCUGCCCGACAAAGGCGAAGAUCUUGCUGCACAGACGCUUUGCCUCUUCGCUCGAGGUGUGCAGGACGUCUAUCUACCAGGCGCCAUUAUCCAUAUCGUCAGCGAUGGUCACACUUUCUCGGACUUAAUCGGUGUCGACGACGCAGUGGUUGACGAAUACACUGCAGCUCUGAAGCUCAUCUUUAAGCGGCACGACCCGACUGGCUCCAUCUUUCGCUUUCACGGUUUGGAUGAUCUGCUUUACACUUCGCCAUUUGGGAUAGAGACACGCCAUGGAUUUCAGGGCACCGCCUUGCCCGAUCUCAUGCGCCUUGCACUCAGCGCUUUGUGGGGUCCGGAGAACAUGUCCCAAAUGGACGCUUCCAUAUUGAAGCAGUGUCAAGGGCUCUCCCGUUUCCUUCUCAAAGACCUGGAGCAAGUGGACAGCCUUCAGCAUCUCAGCAAGUCUCAGCGCAAAAGGCACGCCAUGGAAGCCGCUAAAGUCAUGGUUGCACGCAACGAGGCUUACUCGAAGCUUGUCGAAAUAUCCUUUCCUGCGGCAGUCCGGCUCAGCAUUCACCCCCACAACAACAGCGGACCCAAGUACGGCGUUACGCUCAUCCAUCCUAAUUUUCGCAGCUCUUCCCUUUUCGGAAAAGGCGGAGAUCUUAUCUCGGACCAGUCUAUGGGUCACACACCUACGCCAUGGCACAAUGUGACCCUCCUGGUAGAGGUGGAGGAAAAGGGAAGCCCACGCUUUGCUUUCAUGCAUCGCACCAAGCUCAUGGACCAUCAGCCAAGUCCUGCUCAUCACCUCGUCUGGGUCCCCAUGCGCUGGGACGAGUCUGAAGAAGGAGCAACCGGGCUGAGCGAUGGAGGGUACUUUUGCUUCCAGCGAGCAGAGGUCUGAGGCUGAGUUUGGGGCAAGAGCCGCAGGAGGUGAGGGAUGCCAAUUAGUCGGAUCUCCUCCACUUUUCGCUAAGCCGCGGCUUUCAUUUUCUUAUCUCAUAUCGUUCAAUAGCGCAGGAAUCGUGGGCAAAACGGCGCCGCUGACGGGACCAAAGCGUGGUCAGACUUUAGAGUUGUCGGCAGCAGUCUUCCUUUCUUGGGAGCAGCAAGGCAGAGAGUGGGAGCAACAGACCUUAAUAUCAUUUUUAUCAUCAUACGUAAAUGCUUUGAGCCAUGACGGAUACACUACCCGCAAGUAAUAUUUCCGAUUUUAGAAUGCAAUUCCCGCCAGUGUCAUAGGUGUCAUGUCCUUGGACCACUCACCCUACUUUGACGGUCCAAGAACGCGACGCGCAGCUGAUAUUGGCAAAGGUACACCUGGAU